This is a messenger RNA of Erythranthe guttata (spotted monkey flower), 864 nucleotides long. RefSeq lists its product as uncharacterized. Gene Ontology annotation, cellular component: nucleus. Gene Ontology annotation, molecular function: RNA cap trimethylguanosine synthase activity. The record is from RefSeq and is a predicted model, not a curated record. NCBI's taxonomy places the organism in Eukaryota, Viridiplantae, Streptophyta, Magnoliopsida, Lamiales, Phrymaceae. Gene Ontology annotation, biological process: 7-methylguanosine cap hypermethylation.
ACUUAUUCACACACAAACAAACGCACACACUGCAACUCCGCAAAACCUUCCAAAUCGGAGCAGAAUGCCUCCCGCAGAAGAUUCAUCCGUCAAUUCGACAACAACGAGAAAGCAGCGCAAGCGUUUCAAACGAAAAGUGAGUAUCAAGGUGAAAAGGAUAGCGGAGAAGACGAAGAAGCGGAAAGAAAAAGCAAACGUUACCCCGCUUGUGACCAAGUACUGGCUUCAAAGGUACGAUCUUUUCUCCAAAUACGACGUCGGCAUCAAAUUGGACGAGGAAGGGUGGUUCUCCGUCACCCCGGAGGUAAUCGCCGCCUGUCAGGCUGGCCGGUGCGCCGGCGCCGGAGUUGUUAUUGAUGCCUUUGCCGGCGUUGGGGGGAAUGCCAUUCAGUUCGCCAAAGUGUGUAGUCGUGUUAUUGCCGUUGAAAUCGACCCGGAAAAGGUUGCACUGGCAAUUCAUAACGCUAAAAUCUACGGUGUAGAAGAUUGUAUCGAUUUCAUCGUCGGAGACUUUUUCCAGCUUGCACCUUUCUUGAAGGGUGAUGUAGUAUUUCUGUCACCACCUUGGGGGGGCCCAUCGUAUAAGGCGAGGCAAGAUUUUACUCUCGACUUACUCAAGCCGAAAGAUGGCCAUUCAUUGUUUCAAGCUGCUCAGGCAAUAACACCUAACGUAAUUAUGUACUUGCCUCGGAAUGUUGAUGUGCUCCAAGUUAGCGAGCUUUCGUGGCUGUCUUCUCCUCCGUUGGAUAUCGAGGUGGAAGAAAAUUAUGUGAGGGGCAGAUCCAAGGGUAUAACAGUCUAUUUUGGGGAUAUUGCUUUCCAAUAGAUUGGUAAAUAGCAAAUUAAAAAUUGUUACUACGGUGC